Cygnus atratus (black swan) is the source of this 1236-nucleotide messenger RNA. RefSeq names its product GATA binding protein 4 (gene GATA4). Gene Ontology annotation, molecular function: RNA polymerase II cis-regulatory region sequence-specific DNA binding; DNA-binding transcription factor activity, RNA polymerase II-specific; zinc ion binding. Gene Ontology annotation, biological process: cell fate commitment; positive regulation of transcription by RNA polymerase II; negative regulation of transcription by RNA polymerase II. The record is from RefSeq and is a predicted model, not a curated record. NCBI's taxonomy places the organism in Eukaryota, Metazoa, Chordata, Aves, Anseriformes, Anatidae. Gene Ontology annotation, cellular component: nucleus.
AUGUACCAGAGCUUAGCCAUGGCGGCGAACCCCGGCCCCCCGGCCUACGAGGGGGCAGGUGGCUUCAUGCACAGCGCGGCCGCAGCGUCCCCCGUCUACGUGCCCACCACGAGGGUCACCUCCAUGCUCCCCAGCCUGCCGUACCUGCAGAGCGGCGGCUCUUCCCAGCAAGCAGCCCCUGUCUCCAGCCACUCCAUCUGGACUCAACCCGGAGCCGAAAGCGCCGCUUACAACCCCGGAUCGUCCCACCCGCCCGUGUCACCUCGGUUCUCCUUCUCCACCAGCACCCCCAUCCCUGCCACCUCUUCCCGGGAGGCUGCGGCGGCUUACAGCAGCUCCUUGAGCCUUUCUGCUAACGGGAGGGAGCAGUACGGCCGGGGCUUCGGCGGCUCCUACUCCAGCCCGUACCCCGCCUACGUGAGCCCCGAAAUGGCCACCACCUGGACUUCUUCGCCCUUCGACAGCCCCAUGCUCCACAACCUGCAGAGCCGAGGGACGCCCGCGGCCGCCCGGCACGCCAACAUCGCAGAAUUUUUUGAUGACUAUUCCGAGGGGCGAGAGUGUGUCAACUGCGGGGCCAUGUCCACCCCGCUCUGGAGGAGGGACGGCACGGGGCACUACCUCUGCAACGCCUGCGGGCUCUACCACAAGAUGAACGGCAUCAACCGGCCCUUGUUCAAACCCCAGAGGAGGCUGUCGGCCUCCCGCCGCGUCGGCCUCUCCUGUGCCAACUGCCACACGACGACGACCACGCUCUGGCGCAGAAACGCCGAGGGAGAGCCCGUCUGCAACGCCUGCGGGCUCUACAUGAAGCUCCACGGGGUUCCACGGCCUUUAGCGAUGAGAAAAGAGGGCAUUCAAACAAGGAAGCGUAAGCCGAAGAACCUUAACAAAACAAAGACGCCAGCAGGUCCAUCCAGCAGUGAGAGUCUUACCCCGACCACCAGCUCCACCAGUAGCAGCAGCAGUGCCACAACCACCGAGGAAAUGCGCCCCAUAAAAACAGAACCAGGGCUCUCAUCUCACUACGGGCACCCCAGCCCCAUUUCUCAGGCAUUCUCAGUCUCUGCCAUGUCUGGACAUGGAUCUUCAAUUCACCCUGCGAUUUCAGCCCUGAAGCUUUCCCCGCAGGCUUACCAGUCAGCCAUCAGCCAGUCUCCACAAACCAGCUCCAAACAGGACUCCUGGAACAGCCUGGUCUUAGCUGAAAACCAUGGGGACAUCAUAACUGCAUAA